Bursaphelenchus okinawaensis is the source of this 2769-nucleotide messenger RNA. Lineage: Eukaryota; Metazoa; Nematoda; Chromadorea; Rhabditida; Aphelenchoididae. The record is from the annotation of a GenBank genome assembly.
AUGUCGGCCUCGACGUCCCCGCUCCUGGACGACUCCAAGGUAGUCUAAUUUUAAUUAUAGGGUUUGUAAACAAUGGCACAAGUGUCUUUCACAUUACUUAAUUCAUAUUAGUUUGGUCUAAAAGUAGGUAGAAUCGUAAAAUAGUCACCAUAUUUGGUGAUGUUUCUAUCUACUUUUUGACCAAACAACUAGUAUACACCAUAAUCAUAUUUUCAGUUUUAUAUCUUACUAAAGGUUGAUUUAAGGUACCCAAAAGCGAAGCUAUAGAAGACUCACCUCCUGAGGGCGUGGUAAAGCCGCUAUGUCAAAAUUGUGGAUCUUCGUUUUCAAAUUUAAACGAAUUUAUAGGUAAUAUUUGAAUGAACUUUUAUUAGUUUUUGCAUUAAAUUUAAUCUUGUUUGUUACAAACGUAAUAUAAUUAUGCAUACUAAAGCAAACACUUACAGAUCACAUGAGAUCUACGCAUCUAAAGCCUUAUAAUCCCGAGAAAAAGUGCAAAUUCUGUGAUCAGAUAUUCACUGAUAAUCAGGUGAGAACAGUACUAAUCAGUACCAACAUACUCUUUUUACUACUUUGUAUCGAUGCCAAAUGUGUAACCUAUUUUCUGAUAAAGAACGAUACUAUAAAAUAACCAUCGAAUUAUAUGCAAGAACGUUGAUUCCAGGAGCGACUGAUUCACUUGAGCGAACAUUUCAUAAACACAAAGGCCGAAUUCAGUUGUCACAAGUGUGACAAGAAGUUUGUGAAUUCAGUCUCAUUCAAGCAACACUUUGCCGUUACACAUACGGACGUCAUCUUCAGAUGCCAGAUCUGUUUGAUGACGUUCACCGACCAGAACUUGUACCAAGUAAGUUGUUAUAUUACCAACUUAUUUUCGUAUAAGUUGGGUCAACAUGUUCUCCAUCUCAUAUAACAAAAUAAUUUGAAUGUUAGAAGCUAUAAGUUUGUAGUGCCCAAAAGAAACAAAAAUGAUAUAAUUAAAACAAAUUUAGGACCAUCUUGUGAUACACAUGAACACCAUAAUGAUAUUCAACUGCACGGUCUGUGGUGUCAACGUGCAGACUCAAGACAUAUUCGUGACCCAUGUUCAGAUGUUUCACGACAAAGACCUACCCCUACCUUUACAUCAAACUUCACCUGCUGAAAAGCCUAUUGUAGUAAGUAAUUUUAACUUAAAAAAAGAUGAAAAGACGACACAAAACCUAUAAAUCACAAUAAAUGUUGAUAUUAAACACUAAAAUUGUGCCAAACUGAAGCCCAAUAGUGACUUUCUUUUAGCGGAAUCUGAAGUGUUUUGUGUGCGAUCAGAGGUUCGGAGACGACAUUGAGUUAGACAUCCACCGCCUUCUAGACCACUGCAAAGUCCCCAAGGGCAACAGAUGUGCCGUCUGUCGCGUGCAAUUAAACGACGUCAACGACUUCUUAAACCAUUCCAAGAAUCACUCAAAAGACCCCACCGAAGUCAGUUGUGCAAUAUGCAAGUGAGUACCUACAAUGUCUAUACCUAUACAUUAAAAAUGGAUGUGAACAAAUUGGUGGAUCAUAAAGUCCCUAUACAUUAAGAAUAUAAUGUUCUAAACUAUAAUUUCAGACAAAUGGUAAGAAACUCUGAAAGUCUCCGACGUCAUGGAGAAUAUCAUCUUGAAAAGGUAACAAACUUAACAAUAUUACUCCAUUAAUUUUCUCUCAAAUAAAUUGCAAACAAAUUAAUAGAUCCAACUAACUUUCAGGAAACACAAAUCACUCCAGAAUCCGACAAAACAGACGAGAACAAGGCUACAGAAGAUGAAAUCAUCUGUCACUGCGGCCAAAAGUUCGAAGACACUCAAGAUCUACAAACACAUUCACUCGAACAUCUACAACAAGUUACUGCCGAACAUCUAUUUGGUCUACAUAAACAAAUGUGAGUGCUACAAAUUUUAGGUAACACAUUUCGCUUCUCUAACUUUAGAUAAUAUUUUUACUUUAAUAUAAAAACUAUUUUGGAUAUUUUAACCAAGAAAAGUCAAAUAUGCCAUAUUUUAAAUUAUAAGACAAUAUUGUAUACCUUCGAUAAAUAAUCAGUUUACCUUCCAGAGGUCCCUUCGUAUGUCCGAAAUGUCCAAAAAUAUUCCCAUCGAUGAGUGCUUUGCAAGGUAAUCGACAAAAUAUAAAUCAAAACACCUAUUUUGUUAAAUUAUCUUUUUGUUGAAAAAUGUAGCUACACGUAGUGAAACAUAACGCCAAAAAUGCCAAGUUCCCCAAUUUUCAAAUCUUUGUUUGGAAAAUUUCCGUAAAAUUAAUUUUUGGUAAUAAAAUAACAUUUUUCUGGUAUUACAGGACAUUCUCACGUUCAUGUGAAGCGAAGAUAUCCCUGUGACAAGUGUAAACAAUGCUUUUCUACCACGGUAAGAUUGGCUGCCCAUAAGAAACGACACCUGGGAGAGAAAGACGUCAAGUGUCAGAUUUGUGACCAGUAUUUUGAAAGGUAGGUUAUAUUGUAGUAGUUAAUUGUCUGUAAGUCAACUUACAAUUAAAAAGGUAUUCUAUCAAAAUUUUAGAUGUUUACUGUAAACAUUAACUGCCUCUGGCAGCCAGAAGCUAGUGCAUAAAGUGUUUGACCAUUUUCGGCGUAUUUUCGAAAGAAAAUAAUCUUAAAAUAUUGUUUUUCAAACAAAUUUAAACAUAGUUCUCUCUAGAAUGGCAACAACUUGUUUCAGAAGUGAAAUGUUGUCGAAUCACAUGAAAGUUCACGAGAUGAACUUGCAGUUGGCUCCGGUUUCCCAAUAA